GGGUACCUGAACCGCAACCCAUAGUCUUUCCCGAUAAGUUCAUCCUUUUUUUUUUCUUUUUUUUCCCGAUAAGUUCAGAACAAAGAGAAUACCGAGCUUGAAUUCACACGGAAGACUGAGAGGCAGAUAGAGCUUGAUGGAAGACUGAGAUGAAAAAUGGAAUUGGAAAAGGGAGUUCAGAGAUGGAUAGUUGACAUCUCAGUGUGGGAGCCAACUCCCCAGGCCUUUUCCUUCGCCAUGAAUUUUCUUCCGCAGCAUGAGCAUUCUUCCAUCACUAGGUAACCUGCAAUUCUUUCUCUUUCCCCCAUGUAUGUGUCGGAUUUGAUUGAUACUUAUUUAAUUCGGAGCAAGAUUAUUGAAAAUUUUAGAGUAUAGACUGCAAAGUUGACUCCUUUGAAUAUUAUAAAUUCUAAGUACACCUUUAACCUUAGAUAAGGGAUUGAUCUGAUUGCUCAUACAAUCUAGAGUGGAGCUGGCAGCUCAAUUUGUGAAAUAAUGGAACAGGUUACCCUAAUGAGGGUCCUGACAGUUACAAAGAGAGAAGAUUCUGGUGGUCUAGUGAUUCCCGGGGAGCCGGUAAAAGUCGGACCAUAGAAUUGUGACCCCUGUGUUGCCGGCGAGGAGGUGAGAGGCGGCAUGGGCUCGAGUCUGGGAAUCUGCCACGGAAAACUGGACGGUAAACUCUGGAACAACGGUAAUGGCGUCGGAGAGGACCAUAGACCUGAGUUCGGGAUGAGUUCUGACGUUGCGGCCGGCUGCAACACGACGGACAUCGUCGUGGCGCCAGUGAAGGAGUCAGCCAUGGAGAGAGGCACGGUGAUCGAGACAGAAGCUGGGGACGAAGAGAAAGCCUCUGCCAUGGUGUAGGCAUCGCUGGUCGUCCCGACGACAUCUGCAGCGGAGGUAGCGGCGCUAGUCUGCAUAGUGGCGGCGCAGUGAGCGGGAAAAAAAUCUAGGGUUUUUGAAAUUUUUAAGCUCUUGAUAUCAUGUGAAAUAAUGGAACAGGUUACCCUAAUGAGGGUCCUGACAGUUAUAUUUAUAAUAAUAAGAGUUGCCAAAAAUACAUAGGUAUUCCUAAUCUAUAUUAACUAUUAACUAUUACAAUUCUGAUCUUGAUGGUGGCUGUUACUCAGUUUUGGGUGUAAUAGUGAUAUCUAAGAAAUCUUUAUCUUUUGUUAUGGAUUUAACAAAUGUUGUAUGUUAUCAACUAGAUUUGUCAAAGUGGGAGAUCGCAAACGAGCUCUAGUGAGCAGAUUGUUGCAGUAUUCUUUGGUACAUCAUGUAUUGGGAAUCCCAUACAAUGAGAUAUGUAUUAGGCGGACUGUUGAGGGAAAACCAUAUCUGGUACUUGGAAGUGAAGCUGUGGACUUCCCAAACUUCAACUUCAAUGUCUCUCAUCAAGGAUUGGAAUGGAAUAACAUUUUAAAUGCUGGAUCUGACAAUAAAAUGUUAGGGGAGCUUUAUAGAUACUGGAGUUUGAAGGAGGCAUUCGUUAAAGCCAUAGGUAAUGGUGUAGGGCAUAGAUUGGACGAGUUAAUGGGAGAGUACUAAAAGAUUGGAGAUUUUGGCUUUUAGACUUGGGAAAGAAUCACUUGGUUAGUUCUUAAUGUAUUUCUUACUCUCUCAAUAAUAUCAGUUUCUUACUUGACAUUUAAACAAGGAAAGAAAUCAUGAGUGCUUGUUUGGUCGAGCACCACGUUUUUCCAGAUGUUGUGGCAUGUUCAAGGUGGUUUUCACUUCUUAUUGAACCAACUUUGCUUUCUGUGAAUGUUUGGUUUGCCC
This is a messenger RNA of Cuscuta epithymum, 1782 nucleotides long. The record is from the annotation of a GenBank genome assembly. NCBI's taxonomy places the organism in Eukaryota, Viridiplantae, Streptophyta, Magnoliopsida, Solanales, Convolvulaceae.